AUGGCCCCAAGUCCCCAAAACCUGGGACUUCUCCUUGUCUACUUUCUAUCUUUCCUCUUCGGUCUCCCUGCCAACCUCCUGGCGCUGCAGGCCUUCGUGGGGCGUGUGCGCCGGCCCCACCCGGCACCCAUCCACAUCCUCCUCCUCAGCCUGACGUUGGCCGACCUCCUGCUGCUGCUGCUGCUGCCCUUCAAGAUGGUUGAGGCUGCGCAUAAUUUCGCCUGGCCCCUGGGGAACACGCUCUGUGCCCUCACUGGUUUCGGCUUCUACUGCAGCAUCUACUGCAGCACGUGGCUGCUGGUGGGCAUCAGCGUGGAGCGCUACCGCAGCGUGGCUUUCCCCGUGCAGUACAAGCUGAACCGCCGGCCCGUGUACGGAGUGGUCGCUGCCGUGGCCAUCUGGCUCUUGUCCUUCGGACACUGUAGCAUUGUCAUCAUUGUCCAGUACUUACCAACCAACUCGUCGAGCGAGGCCAACAGCCGCCCUGUCUGCUAUGACAACUUCACCCAAGAGCAGCUGCGCGUGGUGCUUCCGGUGCGGCUGGAACUGUGCCUCCUCCUCUUUUUCAUCCCCAUGGGGGUCACCAUCUUUUGUUACUGGCGUUUGGUGCGAAUCGUUCUCUCCCAGCCGCAAGUGCCGACCCGGAAGCGCUGGAGAGCCGUGGCGCUGGUUGUUGCGACGCUGUUCAAUUUCCUGGUCUGUUUCGGGCCCUACAAUGUGUCUCACGUGGUGGGGUUCUUCCGUAAGACCAGCGAAAGGUGGCGGGUCUGCGCCGUGAUGCUCAGCGCUCUCAAUGCCUGCAUCGACCCUUUGAUUUUCUAUUUCUCCUCCUCAGCUGUGCGCAGAGCCUUUGAUGAAAGUCUACAGAGGCUGCGGAGCGGGGGCGCCUCCCUGGCAGGGUACUGGAGGAGGCGAGCCGGACAGCCAGCUGCAGAGAAAGGAAACGGGAGCUUAGGUGUGGCCCUAUGA
This is a messenger RNA of Odocoileus virginianus texanus, 969 nucleotides long. RefSeq names its product free fatty acid receptor 2-like. Gene Ontology annotation, molecular function: G protein-coupled receptor activity. Gene Ontology annotation, biological process: G protein-coupled receptor signaling pathway; cellular response to fatty acid. Lineage: Eukaryota; Metazoa; Chordata; Mammalia; Artiodactyla; Cervidae. The record is from RefSeq and is a predicted model, not a curated record. Gene Ontology annotation, cellular component: plasma membrane.